This is a messenger RNA of Drosophila kikkawai, 2031 nucleotides long. RefSeq names its product splA/ryanodine receptor domain and SOCS box containing gustavus (gene gus). Lineage: Eukaryota; Metazoa; Arthropoda; Insecta; Diptera; Drosophilidae. Gene Ontology annotation, molecular function: protein binding. Gene Ontology annotation, biological process: intracellular signal transduction; proteasome-mediated ubiquitin-dependent protein catabolic process. Gene Ontology annotation, cellular component: SCF ubiquitin ligase complex. The record is from RefSeq and is a predicted model, not a curated record.
ACCCUGUUUUUCUACAACCUUAAUAACUCUUAGAUUAGAUGCUUCCAAUGCAGAUUUUAAAUCAGUCAAUGUUGUUUUUUUUAACACAUACUCUAUAUAAAAAAGUAUUUGGCUAUGUGCAUUACAUUUAUUUCGGAUUUAAAAAAUGAAUUAUACACAUAUGUUAAUUUGGCACCAUUUAAGAUAAGUAAAUAUUUAUCCGUUGGCGACGCCAUUUUGUGCACUCAAAAAUUAAAUAACUUUUAGAUGGAACUUGGUAAAAAAAGGUAUAAGGGUGGACGGACACCUAUUAGGUCCAGUGAAAGGCGACGUCCUCAAAGUGUUUCAUCUUUAUCUGCAUUUUCGCCGAGAGUUGUUUUAUCCAGAUUGGAACCCAGGGAUUUUGAACGUCUUCGAUUAUCUUACAAAGUUCAAAUCGACCAAAGAAGAUCUAGAAGCUGCCGUGGCAUGAACAUGGGUCAAAAAAUUAGUGGUGGAGUCAAAACAGUUAGUCGUAAUGAUUCACAGUCUACCUUCAAACCAAUAAUACCAAGAGAGCUUCAAGCUGAUUUUGUUAAACCAGCACGCAUUGAUAUUUUGCUUGAUAUGCCGCCUGUUUCUAGAGAAUUACAACUAAAACAUUCAUGGAAUUCAGAGGAUAGGUCUUUAAACAUUUUUGUUAAAGACGACGACAAAUUAACGUUUCACAGACACCCAGUCGCGCAAAGCACAGAUUGUAUCCGUGGCAAAGUCGGUCUAACGAAGGGAUUGCAUAUUUGGGAAAUUUAUUGGCCAACAAGACAGAGGGGAACACAUGCUGUUGUUGGUGUAUCUACAGCUGACGCGCCCUUACAUUCAGUUGGAUAUCAAAGUUUGGUGGGGUCGACUGAACAAAGUUGGGGAUGGGACCUAGGCAGAAAUAAAUUGUACCAUGACUCUAAAAGCUGUGCAGGCGUCACAUAUCCAGCUAUUUUAAAAAACGAUGAAGCUUUUUUAGUUCCAGAUAAGUUCUUAGUAGCCUUAGAUAUGGACGAAGGAACACUAAGCUUCAUCGUUGACCAGCAAUAUCUAGGAGUUGCAUUUAGAGGGCUCAGAGGUAAAAAACUUUAUCCAGUCGUGUCAGCUGUCUGGGGUCACUGUGAAAUAACUAUGCGCUACGUUGGUGGAUUAGAUCCCGAACCUUUGCCGCUAAUGGAUCUGUGCCGAAGAACAAUUCGACAAAAAAUUGGUCGUGCGCACUUGGAGGAACGUAUACAACAGCUUCAGCUUCCACAAUCGAUGAAAACUUAUUUGUUGUAUAAAAAUCGGAGAUAAUACUUUGAUUUGGAUGAAUACACCUAUUUUUAUGUUUGCUGUAUGUGAUGAAAGCAGUAAAAACUAAAUGUGUUAGCUUAUAAUAGUCUUAGAUCAAUGUUAGUUUGUCAUCCCUCUCUAAUGGAAAAGAAAUAUUAGUUAUAAAGGAAUAUUGUGUAUUAAGAUGCAUGAAAAAAACAGUAUAUACAUAUAUAGUAUGACAUCUCAUUUUGCAUUAAAUUAGUUGGAGAAUUGUUUUAUCUCAAACAAUACGACACGAAAAACACUCACCUCGUGGUAUAUUCAAUAAAACCACAAUUGUAAAAAAUAAAUUGAGAACUAAUAGCUAAAACGAAAGUUCUUUUAGUAAUACACAAGUAUAUUUAGUAAUGAUAAGCUUUAUCAUUAAAAUGCUCGAAAGUGUGUGAUUGGAUAACAUUAGGUUCUUUUUGCCUAUUUUGAGAAAAUUAUAGUAGUUAAUGGCAAUACAAUGUAUCAAAUUGAUUCUUUUAUUUCUCAGAAUUGUGUAGAAAAAAAUGGUUAAUGAGAAACCUAGCUCGCUUGUACUAAAAAUAUUUUAAAAAUUUUUUCAAAUAACUCCUGUCGGUUUAAUGACGCUUCUAUUCGAUCGCAUGCCGAACUUUAAAACACUUUUAUAAAUAGGCGAGUUCACUUUUAACAUAUGUACUUAUAAAGCAUUUAAGAUUGUCUUCUAAGGUAAUUAUAAUACUUCACAUUUAAUAAAAAGACUUAAUGUAA